Messenger RNA from Knipowitschia caucasica, 408 nucleotides. The record is from the annotation of a GenBank genome assembly. Lineage: Eukaryota; Metazoa; Chordata; Actinopteri; Gobiiformes; Gobiidae.
AUGUGCUGUCUGGAGUCAGAGGAUAUCAGACGGAGAAUCACCACGGACUGGAAAUCAGCCCAGGUCCAUGUGUUACCCAUGAUGCAACUGUCCUUCCAGAGACUCCAGGAUCAUCUGUGUCGCUUCUCUGCGCAGUACGACCGUCUGGUGGCGUUCAAACCCACAGGAUGGACGUUCACUCAAACGGAGACGGUGGAAGACAUCGUACCUCAGGUCAACGGCAACGUCACUGUUUACGGGAUCCCGUACAGUGAACACAGCAGUUUCCUGGAGCUGAAGCGUUUCGUGCAGUGGCUGAAGCCGCUGAAGAUCAUUCCCACCGUGAACAUCGGGCGCCAGGAGACACGGGCGGCCAUGGAACGCUGCUUCCGUGACUGGAUGAAGGAGACGACGGAGGACACGCUCUAA